AGUCCUAAAGGCUUCUACAAAGACUCUCUAAGUAGCACUGCAUCUUCAUCCAUUCAUCUUCCGAGACUGAGAAGAGCAGCCAUGAUAAGGAUGCAGCGGCGCCCGCACAGCUUUUUGGUCCUCCUCAUCGUGGUCUUCAUCGCCGGUAUGGCCCUGUCUGGUCCCUCCACACCACGGAGAAGCAGAGUCAGACGCCAGAACAUGAAGGUCCGCAUCAACGCUACAGGAGACACCAUUGUGAUGAAGUUUGUUCGCCCCAACACCGACACCAAACUGGAGGGCUACAUCCUGGGCUACGGCAGCAGCAUGUUCUCCAAACAGUUCAUUCCCCUGCCAGAGAACGGACAACCUUACGAAACUGAGUUUGACGCUGAGCCCAAGUACCUUAUCGCAGUCCAGCCCAUUCCCACCAAUGAGGUCAAAAAGCACUGCACAGGUAAAGUGGAACUGGAGAAACCACUUCACUUGGUCAUCGGGUCGGUGACGCCCACCUCAGUACUGUUGUCCUGGGGGACGAUGCUGAAGACCCCCUAUGAAGGGAACAUUAUGAAUGAGUGUCUGGAGGACGGACACUACACGGUGCGUUAUCGGGAGAGGAACAGGAAGUGGAACUACCAGACCUGCCCGACGAGCGACACAGUCAUUGACCAUCUUAAACCCAAUGCAGUUUACGAGUUCGGAGUCCAACCCAGCUCUAAGGACAAGACCGGGUCGUGGAGCAAGCCAGUGAUUCAUAACAUCAGCUCUGGCCGUAUCGAAGAAAAAGUCAUUAGGAAAAUCUUCAAACGUCCUAUUAGCCCUGUGAAACCCAUCGGGCAAGGUCCACAUUUCCCCUUUGUCCCUCGUCAUGUGCUUCACAAUAAGACGCAGGGCAGACUGCCCCUCCCACGCAACAUAACCCCAAAGACCACAACAACAACAACAACUCUUGCUCCCACCACAACUACUAGACAGGAACCCUUGUCUACCUCUGGACCCGCAUUGCCUGCGACCACCAAACAGCCAUUCGGAGGAGGCCUCUUCAAAUCUGUCAUCCCUCUUUCCCGUGAGCUACCCUUAGUUCCUCUUUUUCCACCUCCGCUUCAAAUUCCAGCAACUACACCUUCUGUACCAGUCCCAAGGCAAAACGGUGGACAAUCUCCCCAAUCCCAAGUCCCAACUCCAUUAAACCUCCACCAACCGCCACCGCAAUCCAAGCCCAGAUCCCUACCAUCUAAGCCAAGUUCUAAAGAAAAGUCUGUAUCCCAAUAUGUACCAAAUUCAGAGCCACCUCUUCAGCCUGUAACUUAUACACUAAUUCCAAAACAUCACCAACAAACAUCCAGGCUCAAACCUCAGUCCGACACCAGAUCACCAACGAAGACUCAGACCAAAUCAAAACCCCAGACAAAGCCACAACCUGUAUCUCUGCUUCAACUCCAGCCUAAGACACCACAUCUUCAUCCAACAAUGCUAAUCAUACAACAAUCGAAAAAAGUUAAGGCAAAUCUAAAAUCAUCUCAACCCACAAAGGAGCAACUACCACCAAGGCGAAAAAUACAAACAAAGGAAAUCUUACCUAAACAACCAUCCCGGUCUACAGUAGACAGACAAGUUGAAACACAAUCUCAACCCAUGAUCCAUUUUCAGACCACAUUCCAACCCUAUGCCCGACUAUCAAACACCCCAGAGUCUCUAACAAAACCUUAUACAGUUUGGUCUGGUUCUUUAAGCCCCACAGAACAUCCUUUAUCCGGGCCCAAAACACAGCCAGAUCAGCCAGCCAAGUCCAACAAACCCAUAAUCAGAAGCAGUACCCAACCACAAACUUUAGCCAGGACCCAAUGGCAGCUCCAGUCCCCUUCCUUUGUUUCAACCCCUCCUUCCCAACCCACACCUUCAUCAACAGCCUAUAGUUUGCCCCCAUCUGAAUCCCAACUGAAGGCAAAUCCUGCCCAAGCAGAAGUGCAACCUGGAAUUCAGUUUCCACCUCUGGGUAGGACUCAUUCUGGUCCCAUCGAGGUCAUUCCACUGCAGGCAGUCCCUACUGCUCCUCCUCGUACAGCAGAGAAGGGCAACCCUCUACCAAUACCAGCCCUGGACGCAGAAGAGGCUAAUAGUUACCAUCUUGGUAACUGGAAGAGAGCGGAAGGCUCUCCUGUAAGCUCCUCGGCCGCUCCGGCGGGAAGAAACACAACGUUUUCACGUGUCCGAGUUCCACCUCACUUCACUCGCAAUGGCGGCAGAUCGUUCUCCACCUCCUCCCACAGCAUCUCCAGGACACCUGGGGCGCAUCAUAGGAGCAAUGCUCUCCCUAAGCCUGGAGCGUGGCCCAAAGACAGACCUGUUCUGCGCCCUUCUGUUCCCGUCAACAAGAGACCCAACCUGGUGGGAAAGCCUAAUGACCACAAUAAACCCAUGGACCUCAAACAAGGAGAGAAGGAGUCCAUCCUGAAACCUUUCCCUAUGGUCACGUCCAAGCCUAAGCAGGAGCGCAGACAUCAGACCACCACCACUGCCCCGUUUUUAAACAGCAGCCGUUUUGACAUCAAUGAAAACUCCUCCAUAUUUAGGCCCCUGCCCGCGUCAGAUGUGGACUUUAUGGGCAAGAAGCGUUACGUGGCUCCCCACGUCGUCUACAAAACAGACAAGAAGCCAGACGAGCCGUGCUCCAUCACUUCUUCCCUGACUUACUUCCCCGACGAGGAGGAAGGCGGUGAUCAGAAUGUAACGGCACCCCCCCGCAUACCGCCCUCCAACCUCACCGUGGUCACCGUUGAGGGGUGCCCUUCUUUUGUCAUCCUCGACUGGCAGAAGUCCGACAACGAAACCAGAGAGUAUGAAGUUGUGUCCACUGCCAAAGGACCCAAUGGAGAGGAAGUGUCCAUAUUGACGACGACAAACCAAACGCACACAGCGGUGGAGAAUUUAAAACCAGAGAGCAGUUACGAAUUCAAAGUCACACCGAAGAACGAGCUGGGAACAGGACCAUCCAGUGAUGCAGUGUCGUUUAACACGGAGUCAGCGGACCCACGAGUGAGUGAAAACGUUUCAGGAAAGGAUGCAAUCUGGACACAGUUCCCGUUUAAGGCAGACGCCCACUCGGAAUGCAACGGGAAGCAAUAUGUGAAGAGGACUUGGUACCGAAAAUUUGUGGGCAUCCAGCUGUGCAACUCCCUGAGAUAUAAGAUCUACCUUAGCGACUCCCUCAAUGGGAAGUUCUACAACAUUGGUGAUCAAACGGGUUACGGCGAGGACCACUGCCAGUUCGUGGACUCCUUCCUGGAUGGACGGACCGGAACGCAGAUGUUUGCAGACCAGUUACCAUCCAGGCCAGGCUUCUUCCGGGCGUUGAGACAAGAGCCGGUCAGCUUCGGCGAGAUCGGCGGAAAGUCGCAUGUGACUUACGUGGGCUGGUACGAAUGCGGCACACCCAUCCCCGGCAAGUGGUAAGCCCCAACCUCCUCAAGGCCCUUCAAGGAACGAGCUCCCAAGAAGUUUUCCGGAAGAAGAGUGUGGAAAAAAGUCUGACCUGUUGGGGAGUUGGGCCCUCUUUUUUGCGCUAAAUACCAUAGACACUGUCGACUUGAAGAUGGUGUCUAUCAAGGUAUGAAUGUCUUCAGGAAACAAAACCCUGAUUGUUGUAUAAAGUGCAGAUGAACGAGUGACCAAACAAUGUAAAAUAUGUUGGGAAGCUGGCUCCCAAAAUGUUUGUAUGAUACUAUUUAUCAAGAGAUUGUUACAAGAUAAAA
Nerophis lumbriciformis (worm pipefish) is the source of this 3731-nucleotide messenger RNA. Its product is annotated as target of Nesh-SH3-like. NCBI's taxonomy places the organism in Eukaryota, Metazoa, Chordata, Actinopteri, Syngnathiformes, Syngnathidae. The record is from RefSeq and is a predicted model, not a curated record. Gene Ontology annotation, biological process: positive regulation of cell-substrate adhesion; extracellular matrix organization. Gene Ontology annotation, molecular function: protein binding.